Oncorhynchus tshawytscha (Chinook salmon) is the source of this 1212-nucleotide messenger RNA. It is a transcript of the gene tspan10, whose product is annotated as tetraspanin-10. The transcript has 3 exons. Lineage: Eukaryota; Metazoa; Chordata; Actinopteri; Salmoniformes; Salmonidae. The record is from RefSeq and is a predicted model, not a curated record. Gene Ontology annotation, cellular component: membrane. The coding region runs from base 1 to 1014 and encodes 337 amino acids.
AUGAGGAGAUUGCAGUCCAUGAGAUGGUUUAGUUUUCCCUGGUUGAGGAGAGAGACCUCACAGACUGAGACCAGCCCACUCAUACCAAAGACAGACACAGAUAGAGAGCUGUCAGGAGUCCUCCAGGGGACUGACGAGAGCAGCACAGAAGAACAGGCUCCAGAACCAGGACCGAAUGAUGGACCUGGGAACCAGGGUAGAACCAGGGAGGUAAAACCCAGAACCAGUAGCAGGCCCUUCUCCCUGAGAGACUGCCUUCUCAAGUACCUCCUGUUCUUCAGCAACCUCCUCUUCACAGUGCUAGGCCUGGUGGUCCUGGCCCUGGGACUGUGGGGCCUCAUCAACAAGGAAUCCUUCGCUCAGGAGAAAAUAGGACAGAUCAGCACCGACCCCAUGCUGGUGUUUGUGGUGCUGGGCUUGGUGCUGUCUACCCUCUGCCUGUCAGGCUGUGUGGGGGCUCUGAGAGAGAACUGCUGCCUGCUCCAGGUCUUCUCAGCCACCGUGCUGGUCCUGGUAGCAGCCCAGGUCCUAGCGGCCAUUGUGGCCUACAGCUUCCAGGGACAGAUAGAGGGAUACCUGAGGUCAGGUAUGCUGGCUGCCAUGGUACGUUACCAGGAUGACCUGGACCUGAGGUUCAUCACAGAUGAAAUCCAGAUAGGACUGCAGUGCUGCGGGGCCGACAACUACAGAGACUGGGAGGUCAACAUGUACUAUAACUGCUCUGCCCCGGGGGUGCUGUCCUGUGGGGUCCCUGCUACCUGCUGUGUGGACCCCCUGGAGAACGGCACGGUGUGGAACUCUCAGUGUGGAGUAGGAUCCCAGCAGCUGGAUGAGUUCUCUGCUCAGAGCGUCAUCUUCCUGGGGGGCUGUCUGGGGGGCAUGUCCCGCUGGAUAGAGCAGCACACAGGCCUGAUAGGAUCCGUGGGUAUCGUCCUACUGGGGGUUCAGAUCAUCACUCUGUUCAUCACCACACGACUGAUGGAUAACAUCCAGUGCAGUAAAGCUACAAGUUAAUAAGACCUAGUGGAGUAAAGCUACAACAUAAUAACAUCUAGUGGAGUAAAGCUACAUGAUAACAUCUAGUGGAAUAAAGCUACAAGAUAAUAACAUCUAGUGGAGUAAAGCUACAAGAUAAUAACAUCUAGUGGAGUAAAGCUGCAAGAUAAUAACAUCUAGUGGAGUAAAGCUACAAGAUAACAUAUAGUGGAGUAA